AUGGCCGCCUCCGCAGCAAACGGCGUUGGCGGCAACGCUCUGGGUCUCGAUCCCAAGAAGGGCGUAUACCUCGCGUACGCGGAGGUCGUCGAAUGGUUCGGCUCGGAGCACGAUGAAGCGGCCGCGGGCUUGUACGAUCAUUUCAACUACAUGGGCGAUGCCGCCGGCUUCCAGGCCGUUUAUCCCGGGUACGGUGCGGCGAACGAGGCGAAGUUGUUGUCGAUUUCGAGGAAGUACGAUCCAACUAGGACAUUCCAGACUCUCUUGCCUAGGGGUUUUAAGAUUGGAGCGUAA
Messenger RNA from Pseudogymnoascus verrucosus, 294 nucleotides. RefSeq lists its product as uncharacterized. NCBI's taxonomy places the organism in Eukaryota, Fungi, Ascomycota, Leotiomycetes, Thelebolales, Thelebolaceae. The transcript has 2 exons. The coding region runs from base 1 to 294 and encodes 97 amino acids. The record is from RefSeq and is a predicted model, not a curated record.